Messenger RNA from Indicator indicator, 1605 nucleotides. It is a transcript of the gene SRC, whose product is annotated as SRC proto-oncogene, non-receptor tyrosine kinase. Gene Ontology annotation, cellular component: extrinsic component of cytoplasmic side of plasma membrane. Gene Ontology annotation, molecular function: non-membrane spanning protein tyrosine kinase activity; ATP binding; growth factor receptor binding. The transcript is spliced from 11 exons. Gene Ontology annotation, biological process: progesterone receptor signaling pathway; cell differentiation; cell adhesion. NCBI's taxonomy places the organism in Eukaryota, Metazoa, Chordata, Aves, Piciformes, Indicatoridae. The record is from RefSeq and is a predicted model, not a curated record. The coding region runs from base 1 to 1605 and encodes 534 amino acids.
AUGGGGAGCAGCAAGAGCAAGCCCAAAGACCCCAGCCAGCGCCGGCGCAGCCUGGAGCCCCCCGACAAUGCCCACCACGGGGGUUACCCUGCCUCCCAGACGCCCAGCAAGGCAGCAGCUCCCGACAAUGCCCAUCGCACCCCCAGCCGCAACUUCGGCACCAUGGCUGCCGAGUCCAAGCUCUUCGGCGGCUUCAACACCUCUGACACGGUCACCUCACCGCAGCGUGCCGGGGCACUGGCUGGUGGAGUCACCACUUUUGUGGCCCUCUAUGACUACGAGUCCCGGACUGAAACAGAUUUGUCCUUCAAGAAAGGAGAGCGCCUGCAAAUAGUCAACAACACGGAAGGUGACUGGUGGCUGGCUCAUUCCCUCACUACAGGACAGACUGGCUACAUCCCCAGUAACUAUGUCGCGCCCUCAGACUCCAUCCAGGCUGAAGAGUGGUACUUUGGGAAGAUCACUCGCCGGGAGUCCGAGCGGCUGCUGCUCAACCCCGAAAACCCCCGAGGGACCUUCCUGGUCCGAGAGAGUGAGACCACAAAAGGUGCCUACUGCCUCUCUGUCUCUGACUUCGACAACGCCAAGGGGCUCAAUGUGAAGCACUACAAGAUCCGCAAGCUGGACAGUGGUGGCUUCUACAUCACCUCCCGCACCCAGUUCAACAGCCUGCAGCAGCUGGUGGCCUAUUACUCCAAACACGCCGAUGGCUUGUGCCACCGUCUCACCAACGUCUGCCCCACAUCCAAGCCCCAGACCCAAGGCCUUGCCAAGGAUGCCUGGGAAAUCCCCCGGGAAUCGCUGCGGUUGGAGGUCAAGCUGGGACAGGGCUGCUUUGGAGAGGUGUGGAUGGGGACCUGGAACGGCACCACCCGGGUGGCGAUCAAGACAUUGAAGCCUGGCACCAUGUCCCCAGAGGCCUUCCUGCAGGAAGCUCAGGUCAUGAAGAAGCUCCGGCACGAGAAGCUGGUUCAGCUCUACGCCGUGGUUUCAGAGGAGCCUAUUUACAUCGUCACUGAGUACAUGAGCAAGGGGAGCCUCCUGGACUUCCUGAAGGGUGAGAUGGGCAAGUACCUGCGGCUGCCCCAGCUCGUGGAUAUGGCGGCUCAGAUUGCAUCUGGCAUGGCCUAUGUGGAGAGGAUGAACUAUGUCCACCGGGACCUUCGGGCAGCCAACAUCCUCGUGGGGGAGAACCUGGUGUGCAAAGUGGCUGACUUCGGCUUGGCCCGCCUCAUCGAGGACAAUGAAUACACUGCUCGGCAAGGUGCCAAGUUCCCCAUCAAGUGGACGGCCCCCGAAGCUGCUUUGUACGGCAGGUUUACCAUCAAGUCAGACGUCUGGUCCUUUGGCAUUCUCUUGACCGAGCUGACCACCAAGGGCAGAGUGCCAUACCCAGGAAUGGUGAACCGGGAGGUGCUGGACCAGGUGGAGCGGGGGUACCGCAUGCCCUGCCCGCCUGAGUGCCCUGAGUCCCUGCACGACCUCAUGUGCCAGUGCUGGCGGAAGGACCCCGAGGAGCGACCCACCUUUGAGUACCUGCAGGCAUUCCUGGAGGACUACUUCACCUCUACAGAGCCCCAGUACCAGCCUGGCGAGAACCUAUAG